Messenger RNA from Hibiscus syriacus, 1903 nucleotides. Its product is annotated as protein DA1-related 2-like. Lineage: Eukaryota; Viridiplantae; Streptophyta; Magnoliopsida; Malvales; Malvaceae. The record is from RefSeq and is a predicted model, not a curated record. Bases 161 to 1675 code for a protein of 504 amino acids. Gene Ontology annotation, molecular function: ubiquitin binding. The transcript has 12 exons.
CAAGCGAAGAAUCUCUUCUCUCCUGCUCCCUCUGCGCUUUCCUUUUAGUUUCAGAUUCUUCCUUUUCUUUCCCUUCUUUUAACAAUGCUUCUUUCAUCUCCCCUUCUUCCCCUCGCUUUCCUUCACAUAUUCCGGUCAACACUUCUUAUUUAUACACCCCAUGGCUCCUCCUCCAUCCGAUGUCAACCACCUCUCUCAUCCUUGUAUCUACGGGGACUGUAAUGAUUCAUACCCGGAGAGAAAAUCGAGGGUUAUGAAGUGGCUGGGUAAGCUUUUCAAGUCCAGUUCCGGCGGUCGUCGUGGCGGAUAUAACCCUCAGUUUAUUGGGGAAGAAAACACGGUUGGUCGACCACAGGAUGAUCGUCCUAGGAAGAAGAAAGAGCAAGAGGAAUUAGAUCAUGCAAUCGCGCUUUCUUUAUCCGAGGGUAUGGGAAAACCGAAUGUGUAUUUAGGUUACAAUGAACGUGGGAGAGAUGAUAAUUACGGCGGAGCUUUACUGAGGGGAGUUGAUAAUGGCGGCUUGAAUUCGUCUAAGUAUCCUCCUUGUGGCACUUUGCAGUGUCAUCUUGCUGGAUAUAGAGUAUGUGCUGGAUGUCACAAAGAAAUCGGGUAUGGCAAUUACUUGCGAUGCAUGGGAGCAUAUUUUCAUCCUAAUUGCUUCCGUUGCCGUUCUUGCGGGUUUCCGAUUACCCAGCACGAGUUUUCUGUGUCUGGGAGGGAUCCAUAUCACAAAACUUGCUUCAAAGAACUGACGCAUCCUAAAUGUGAUGUUUGUCUCCAAUUUAUUCCGACGAAUGCAGCCGGUCUAAUCGAGUAUCGAUGCCAUCCGUUUUGGUCCCAAAAGUAUUGUCCAUCACAUGAACAGGACAAUACAGCUCGCUGCUGUAGCUGUGAGCGUUUAGAGUCUUCGAACGUAAGAUAUUAUUCACUUGAAGAUGGUCGGAGUUUAUGUUUGGAAUGCAUGGAAUCUGCAAUCAUGGACACUGGUGAUUGCCAGCCGCUUUACCAUGCCAUUAGGGACUUCUAUGAAGGAAUGAACAUGAAACUAGACCAGCAAAUUCCGAUGCUUCUCGUUGAACGACAAGCACUUAAUGAAGCUAUUGUUGGAGAAAAGAAUGGUUAUCACCAUAUGCCUGAGACAAGGGGUUUAUGUCUGUCUGAAGAACAGACAGUUACAAGUGUACUAAAGAAACCACGAAUCGGAGGCCGACUUCUUAUCGGAAUGAGAACUCUGCCUCAGAAGCUGACCAGGAAAUGUGAAGUCACUGCCAUCUUGGUUAUUUAUGGUCUCCCAAGGCUGCUAACCGGGGCGAUUCUCACCCACGAGUUGAUGCAUGGCUGGUUACGCCUCAAAGGAUAUCGAAAUCUUAAUCCCGAGGUCGAGGAAGGUAUUUGUCAAGUUUUAUCAUACAUGUGGCUCGAAACCGAAGUAUUGCCGGGUUCAAGCAGCCGGCCAUCUACAUCAGCAGCUUCUUCAUCAACUUAUUCUUCGUCUAAAAAAGGAGGGAGAUCGAAUGUCGAAAACAAGCUUGGUGAGUUCUUCAUUUACCAGAUUACUCACGAUGCUUCCCCUGCCUACGGCGCAGGGUUUCGAGCUGCCAACACAGCCAUCAACAAAUAUGGUUUACGUCGAACCUUAGACCACAUUCGCCUGGCCGGAAACUUCCCGUUGUGAAUAUCUCACCGAUGGAUGAUUCAGUUUGUCAAAAGAGUAUUGAAAGUGUCAUGACAGAAGAUUGAAAUAGCUUCCCCAAAAUUUUCAUGGGGUUCCAUGACAAAUAUGUUAAAGAUGAUGUCACAGGUUCAGAACAACUUGCUUUUAGCAUAUAUUGUUCUGUAAUAUAUAUAUAUAUAUAUAUAUAUAUAUAUACACCUUGCGGUAACUUUUCAUGGUGAAAAACAA